AUGGGCGAGCGGGACGGCGGCGGGGCCGCGGCGCUGCGGCUGGAGGCGGCGGUGCAGCUUUGCUCUGUCCCCCCGGUUCCCUCCUCGUGCCCGGGACAGCAGCCGCAGCAGAGAUUCGGCUGCGACAUACCGGCACGUCCAGACCCCCAGCGCGUGGCUGGAAAACUCGGGGUGGCGGUGCAGGCACCCCGCGGCGGCGCGAGGGCCGGGGCUCCCGCCAGCCGGGCUCUGCUCUUCCAGAAGCUGGAGGACACGGUGCUGAGUCCCGCGGCCAGCAAGGACGACAGGGUGCUGCUGGUGCGGGGAGAGGGAGGCCGCGCUGCCCCCACGCCCGUCCCUGCGAGGAUUCGCCAGAUCCUCACGGAGAGCCUGGCCGAGGAGGCUGCGCCGGUGAUGGGGGAAACCCCUUCUGCAGCCACCAUGCAAGAGGAGAACCAGCUGCUGCAGAAGGAGCUGUCGCGCCUGGAGGACCUGCUGGCGCACACCCGUGCGGAGAGGGACGAGAUGGCCGGCAAGCACCAGGCCAUCAGCGAGCGGCUGGAGAAGGCGUUGCGAGCAGAGGCGGCCCAGCGCGAGGGACAAGGCGGCCUGGCCCUGCAGGAGCUGAGGCAACGCUUCGAGGGCGACAAGAAGGCCUACAAACGCAAGCUCCAGGCUUACCAGGAUGGCCAGCAGCGCCAGGCGCAGCUCGUCCAGCGGCUCCAGAGCAAGGUUUUGCAGUACAAGAGGAGAUGUGGGGAGCUGGAGCAGCAGCUUCUAGAGAAAGCCUCAGAGUCGGAGCCUCAGCAAGAGCUGCUGGAGUCCAGGGAGCCCGGGGUGCUUCCGGAGCGGGACCAAGGCCACAGCUCCAGCCUGGAGAACACCCUCAUGCAUCUGGAGGAUGAGAAACAGAGGAGCGCUGGUUUGUCACAGAUGAACUCUAUCCUGCGGGAGCAGCUGGAACAAAUAAAAUCCUCCAACCAGCGCCUGGCAGGGGAGCUGGAGAAGGCCACAGUGGACAUCCACCGCUUGAGAGGCGAGCUGGAGCAGUACCACAGCAGAGAGAGCUCUGGCACCUCUCGGAGGAGCGAGCGUGGUGAGACCCUCCUGCUCUGGCACCAGGCAGCCGCGCUGCGUGGGCGCUUCAUGGACCUCCGGGCCGUCGCGGAGAGAGGCCUGGCUGAGGCAAGGAUGGACAUGGCCAGGACGGCACGGCGCCUCCACACAGCCUGCCUUAACCUGGACUCCAACCUCCGCUUGUCCCAGAGCCACACCGCCUGCUCCCUGGAGAAGCAGACCCUGCACGGGGCACGCUUGGAGCAGCAGCUCCGGGACAAGGUCCGGGAGAUGAUACAGCUCCAGAGCCACUGGGAUGGAGAGAAAGUGGAGCUGAACUCCAGGAUAACAGAGCUGAGCCUGCUAGCGGAGCGCCUGAAAGAGCAAAACAUGGAGAAGGAUGAGUCCAUCGCCGGCCUCAAACUGGACAUGCAGAAGCUGAAAGCUGCUACCAUAAGGGAGGCAAAGGGAGGCGAGAGCGAACCACUGCUGUGGGCACCAAGUGGCUCUGCUCAGGCGCAGGACGGCAGGGACAGGGCGGCCGAGGAGGGCCCCAGCAGACCGCUGUCCCCUCUGCGCUCCGGCUCCCCGCAGCAGUGGCAGGGCUCACCAGCACGGGAGCACAAGGCAGCCCUGCAGGCAGCACUCCAGCAGCAGCAGCAGCUCGAGCAGGAGCUGCGCUCGCAGCUGGAGUCAGCCCAGGACGCGCUGCGGGCAGCGAGGAAGCAGGCAUGCGAGUGCCGGCAGGAAGUGCAGGAGGCAGAGCAGCGGGCGCAGGAGCAGCGGCGAGGCCGGGAGGAGCUGGCGGAGGCCCUAGAGGGGUGCAAGCGGGACCUGCAGCGCUGCAAGGCCUCUGCAGAGAUGCUCAGCCAGGAGAAGCAGGCCAUGGAGGCGAGGGUGGGCAGCCUGAAUGAGGAGGUGGACUCCUGCCGCCGGGACGUGGCCAGGCUGACGGCUGCCAACAUGGAACUGCACAGACACGGAGCCCUCCUGGAGGAGCAGAAGGAGGAGCUGGCCAGCGAGUGGGAGAGGAGCCGGAAAGAGCUGGAGCGAGGGCAGCAGUCCCUGGACCAGCUGGAGGAGAAGGCCUCAGCCCUGAAGAAGGAGCUGCUGGGGGUGAAGGAGUCGCUGAGCCAGGCCACGCUGGCCAGGGAGGUGCUGGAGGGCGAGAAGGACAGCCUGAGUGGCGCGCUGAGGAAGGCUGAGGCCACCUGUGCCAAGCUGGAGCUGGCCCUGAACAAGAUGCAGCUGGAGGAAGCGGAGCUGAGAGACUCGCUGGCCAAAAUGGCUGCCCUGAAUGAGGGCCUUGCACAAGACAAGGUCAGCCUGAAUGGCACCGUCCUGCAGCUGGAGGAGGAGAAGAGCUUGCUGAUGGAGCAGCAGCGGGAGCUGGAGCAGGAGCGUGCCAGCCUGUGGGAGCAGCUGGCACAGCUGGAGCGGGAGCAGGCCCGGGCGAGCACGGCCCACCGGGGCCUCGAGCAGAGCUGGCAGGCAGCGGAGGAGCGCUGGGGGCGGCUGGAAGGAGAGCUGCUGGCCACGCACCAGCACAACGCCCAGCUGCAAGAGCAGCUGCUGCAGGCGAGCAGCCAGGAGCAAGCGCUGGUGCAGCAGCUAGCGCAGAGCCACCAGGAGACGGAAAUGCAGGCUACAGCUCUGCUCCAGGCCCUGCAGGAGAAGGAGGACCUGGCCAAGGAGAUGUCCAGGCUGGCAGUACAGCUCACGGCGCUGGAGAGGCAGGAGAAGGGCCUGCGGGAGGAGACGGAGGCGCUACGGGCUGAGAGGGACUCCCUGGAAAGCAGCCUGUUCAAGGCGCAGGAGCUGGCGGCCUGGCUGGAGGUCCAGAAGGAGCAGCUGGAAGCAGAGAAGCAGAGCAGCGAGCGCUGCAGGCAGACCCUGCGAGCCGAGGUGGAGGAGGCCCGGGGCGAGCUGGUGCGGCAGGAGUGCUCGCUGAGGGCAGAAGCCGAGGUGCUGAAGCAGAAGGCCCUGCAGGCUGAGCAGGAGGGGCAGGCAGCCCUCAGGGACCAGGCGCUGGCCCACGAGGCAGAGCUGGAACGCCUGCGGCAGGAGAAGGGGAGCCUGAGCCAGGCCCUGACGGAAGCCAAGGCAGAGGCCGUUCGCCGCUUGCAGCAGGAGAAAGAAGAGCUGGUGUCCGAGUACAAGGCGGAGAAGGAGGAGCUGAGGGAGGCGAUGUUGAGCCUGCAGCAGGAGCGGGACGAGAGCCUCCUUCUGCUGGAGAAGGACAAGCAGCAGGCUCUGUCCCAGAAGGAAGCAGAGAAGAGCUUCGUGUUGGAGAAGCUGGGCGAAGCCCAGAGGGAGCUUGCGAAUGCCAGGACGGAGCUGGAUCAGGUGAAGCGGGAGGCUCUCACCCGCCAGGAGCAGGAUAAGGACAUGGUGGCCAGCAUCACCCGGGAGCUGAGGACCCUGCAAGCUCAGUUUGAAGACGCCGUGGCCGCCCACCAGCGAGAGGCCAAGGGCCUGAAUGAGCGCGUGAAGGAGCUGGCGAAGGAGAAGGCGGCCGGGGCACAAGAGGUUGAGCAGCUGAAGGCGCAGCUGCGCCUGGCCGAGGACGCCCACACCGGGGCCCGCAAGGAGCUGGCCAACAUGCACCGCCGGCUGCGGGAAGGGGAAGAGGCCCGGGAGCGCCAGCGCAAGGAGAUGUCGGAUGUCCGCCGGGCUGCCGAGGAUGAGAGCCGGCAGAAGGAAGCACUGCAGAAAUCCAACACGGAGCUGCGAGCCGCCGUCGUGAGAGCUGAGAGCGAACGGAUCAGCCUCCAGAGAGCCAAGGAGGAGAAGGAGCAGAAGGUGGCUGUGCUGGAGGAGGCCCGGGCUGCUACUCAGCGAGAGGCAGGCGAGCUUCGGGCCAGCCUGCGGGAGGUGGAGAAGUCACGGCUGGAAGCGCGCCGGGAGCUGCAGGACCUGUGCAGGCAGGUGAAGGCUCUGGAGAGCGAGAACAGCAAGAAGGGCAAAGAGGCCGCUGAGCUGCAGGCCCGGAUCCUGCAGGAAGAGCAGCACCGGCAGCAGAGCUGCCGGGAGGGCCAGGAGCUGAAGCAGAGGGUGGCAGAGCUGGAGAGCAGCCAGGACGGCGCACGCAAAGAGGUGCUGGGCCUGCAGAGGCGGCUAGCAGAGGCGGAGAGAGGCGCCAAGGCCCGAGAAAAAGAUCUGCAGGGCAGCCUCAGCGAAAGCCGCAGCCGCGAGAAGAUGCUCCAGGAUGAGCUCCACAGCCUGGAGCUGAAGCUGCAGCAGGCCAACGGGACCAGCGACGGCCUCCAGCUGCAGCUCAGCAUGGCCGAGGGACGCCUGCGCGGCUUGGAAGCGGAGCUGGAGAGGGCCGAGGCCUCCAGGAGGGCAGCCGAGUCGAAGCUGGGAGCGCUGCGCUUGGCCCUGCGCCGGACCCUGGGGCUGGGCCGGAGGAGCCCUUCUCCACACCGGGCUGGCUCCCCCACGAAAGGCCCGGAGAGCUCUGCACCCACCCCGGGGCCAUCUCCUCCCUUUGGCUCGCCAACGGCAGGUGACAUCGACCCCGAUCAUGUCCAGGCAGCCUUGAGGAACUUCCUGCAGGAGCUGCGGGACACCCAGCGGGAGAGGGAUGAUCUGAGGAUUCAGGUGAUGAACCUGAGCCGGCAGCUGAGCGAGAGAGAGCAGGCCCAGGAGCAGAACCAUGUGCGCAUCUUGCAGCUGCAGAAGUCGCUGGCUGACUCCGAGGAAGGCAAGCGUGGUGCGGCCGGGCGCCUGAGCAGCGUGCAGCUGGCCCUGCGCCUGCAGGACGAGGCCAUCCGGAGAGGCGAGAGGGAAAGCCAGAGCUUUGUGGAGCGUGUGGCUGCGCUGGAGCACAGCUUGCAGGCCUGCCGGGACAAGAACCACGAGCUGGAGGACGAGGUGAGCAAGCUGCAGGCCAAGGAGGCCGCGCUGGAGAGUGACAAGCAGAGGCUGGAGGAAGUCCUGGAGGCCGCGGAGAGCCGGGCUGGCAGGCUGGAGCUGAGCCAGCGCUCGGCCGCCGGAGAGCUGCAGCGUGCCCGGCUGGGCCUGGCCGACCGCGACGCCGAGGUCCAGGCGCUGCAGGAGCAGGCGGCACUCCUCCGCCGGCAGCUGGCCCACAGCGAGGCCCGAGCAGGCGCCCUGCAGCAGGAGCUGGGCCGCCUGGGCUUCUCGCUGGCCCACACCAAGGGCGUCGAGAGCCACCUCAAGGAGAAGGUGCAGAGCCUGGUGCAGGCACCGAGCGAGGCUGCUGCAGGGUCUUCCGCCAUGCAAGACAGCAUCUCGCAGCUGCAGAAGGCACUGACGGCUGCCGAGCGGGACCGCCGGGCGCUGCAGGAGCGGCUGGACUCCACGCGGCAGGCGCUGGCGGACUGCAAGAGGCAGAACCACGGCCUGACGGGCACCGUGCACGCGCUGCAGGGCCGGCUGGCCGAGCUGGAGCCACGCUGCAGGCACCUGGCAGCCCAGCUGGAGCGUCUGCAGGAGGUGAGGAGGGACUGAUGGGGCACCCCGCGUAAGCUCCCUCCCUCCAGGGGAAAUAUCCAGAGGCUGGUGGGAAUCGGCUGCCAAAGGAGUUGCCUUGUUUUCACUGCUGCAAAGCGGAGACAAUAAA
Molecule: messenger RNA, 5623 nt
Organism: Dromaius novaehollandiae (emu)
Lineage: Eukaryota; Metazoa; Chordata; Aves; Casuariiformes; Dromaiidae
Gene: CROCC2
Product: ciliary rootlet coiled-coil, rootletin family member 2
Exons: 32
Coding region: 1-5511 (1836 amino acids)
Source: RefSeq, a predicted model, not a curated record